Molecule: messenger RNA, 2851 nt
Organism: Microplitis mediator
Lineage: Eukaryota; Metazoa; Arthropoda; Insecta; Hymenoptera; Braconidae
Exons: 2
Coding region: 335-2365 (676 amino acids)
Molecular function (GO): zinc ion binding; nucleic acid binding
Source: RefSeq, a predicted model, not a curated record
UUCUAAUAUAAAGUUAAUACAAAAUCUGGUAAAAACUUAAAAUAAAAUAAUAUAUUUUAGUUUAAAUUAAUUUUUAUAUCUAAAAUUUAUUUUUUGAUUUUUUUUUUUGAUAAAAAUUCUUAAUCCGUGAUACGUGACGCGAAUAUUAAUACAGACAUAUUGAAAGUUAACAGGUGUAAACAAGCGGCAAGGACAGGAAAUUUUGGUCACCAGAAAAUCAAUCAAUUUAUAUUUUCUUCGUUUCAUUUUUUUCUUUCAUUUUUUUUCUCUGCAUUUUUUUUAUUUUUAAAUUUAGUAAAUUUAUUUUCGGUUUACUCGUCGGAAAACUAUCAAGAUGGUCAGAACAAGGAAAACCAAGAACUUAGAGGGAGUGGUAAAAUCUCUGAACGAGACAGUUCAGAAGCUCAAGGAAAGACUCGAUAAAAGUGAAAUUCAAGAAUUAGACCAGGAUGAAAUCAGAAUAGACGGACAUUCAACUAAGAGGGAAAGUAUCAGCAACCAGCAACCUCAACCGUCAAACCAGGGAAUAAAAAAACGAGUCCCAGUAAUAACCGAAAGCAGAACACUAACAAAGCCACUUACAAUAAAAAGAACAGAACAAUGGCAAGAAGCAGCAAAUUAUGAUUUCCGAAAAGAAAUGAACGAUGGAGACAUAUUAUUACACGAUCAUCCCCAAACCAGUGAUACAUCGAUAAGGGAUGAAAAUAUAACGUUUUUGACAAAAGAUGAAAAAGUGUGGAGAUUAGACAGACUAAAAGCGCAGGUAUUCUUGGAAAAUAUUGAAAAGAUGGAACAACUCCAAGCAAAGGAAGCAGAGUGGAUCAAAACAACAGCGAAUUGGAUCCGAUGGGCAAAAACAAGAAUACAGGACGAAAAAACUGCAGCAGCGCGUAUUGAACUAAUCGAAUCAAUACCACAGAUUAAUGACAAAAAUUUAAUCAGAGACUUAGAACGAGAAUUAGGUCUAAAAAGAAAUGAUAACGGUCAUUGGCAAAAUUCAAUAAUAAAUUAUAUAGCAAAAGAUGUACAGCUAUGGGAUGAUACGUUAGAACCAGACGAAAUAGCGAAUUCAACACAAGUAUUCAGUAAACAACAGAAUAAGAAAUCACAAGAACAAUACGUGAGGACAGACAACUACAGUGCUCACCUGGGAUAUCAAACAGCGCAACAACAGCAAUAUACGACGUAUCAACCAGCUCCACAACAAUACAAUAAAACGUACCAGCCACCACAACAACAGUGUGGGACAGAAUAUCAACAACGCCAACAGUAUCAUAGACCGCAAUACCAGAGCCAAUACCAAACGUAUAGGCCAGACUAUCUAAGUGAUUAUCACGGACAAACAAAUUACCCGAUCACAAUUUCUCAAAGCCAUAGAGAAAAUUCAAUGAAAAAGAUAGCAGAUAAAAUACAUCUGAUGGAAACUUUAAUAAGGGUGAAAGGAUUGAGAUUCACAAAAUCAUCACAACCAAAGCAGUGGAUCAAGAAACUAACAGACGUAUGCAGAGAGCAGAAAUUCGAUUUUGAAGACAGACUGGAAUUAUUAAAAAUUGCCAUUAACGAAGAAGAAUGGAUAAAUCAAAACUGCGACCUAUGGUCAAACUGGGAAGAAGUCGAACGCUCAUUCAAAGUAACGUUCUGUAAGACGAUGAAAGAUACUGACGUACUGCAAGAAUUAUUCAAUACAUAUCAACGAAAAAACGAAGACACCCAAGAAUUCAUCAGAAAUAUGAGGACAAGAUUCAAGGAACUAGACAGACCUCUAGGCUUAAAAGGAGAGCUAGAUAUAUUGAUACCAAAAUUAACAGCAGAGAUGCAAACUGAGCUUAAUACUAUGCCAGUAAUUUCAUCGUAUACACAACUAGCUGAGGCAAUAGCCACAGCAGAAAGAAGACUAGCUGAUAAAAGAAAGGCCAGAGAUGUAAAUAGGUCAACUGUGAGGAGAUUGCAGAACACCAGGGACUCAAUAUCAGAGACUGACACUGACUCACAAUCAGGGGAAGAAAAAAGAGUACAACGACUCGUCAGAAAAAAGAGGCACCUGAGAAAACCAGCGAUAAAAAAUUCUCCAGAACAAGAAAUACACAGUGACAAAUCAAACGACAAGAAAAUCAAUGUCGUAUUUGACAAAAGAAAUAAUAACAGACACAGAGACAGAUCGAACUCGAACGACCGGAACAAAAGAUCAGGAUCAAAUACAUCAAGAUCAUCUACAAGAACGGUCGGAGGCACUUACAUUUGCCUUAACUGCGGAGAAAGAGGAGGACACAGAUCCCGGGACUGCAGAAAUGAACGAGUAAAUAUCUGUGUGAAUUGCUUAAAAGUAGGUGAGACUGUAAAGACAUGCAGCUGUAUAAAAAACUAGCAGCGCGAGUGCAACAAGUACAGGGGGUUGUACUCGCCCGACAGCAAUCACCCCACGCUACACUUUGGAGGGGAAGGGAGGCAUGCAGUCAUCACUCGAGCGGGAGAGAAACGGAAACAGAUAACGGCGAGCUAUCCAGCGAGCCGGACGCAUUUACAGAAAGUGAAAACGGUGAUUGUAACUAUCUAGUGAUUGCCAGCAUGGGAAACUGUUUAGCAAAGAGUUGUGGAGGUGAUUACUUUGAGCCGAGUCCAAUCAGAGAAAGAAGAGGACAAACCAGUGGCCAAGAGAUCAAAAAAUUCACGCUUAAUGUACCAGCGGGAGCAACUCUAGGCGAAAAAAUGCAAAUAAAUUAUGAAUUCGUUGGGGAGCCUGAUCCAGACUUCAUCAGUGUCACGACCAGAAGAAGAGCAGAACCGAGAGCUGCUCAGAAAUCAACGGUUUCACGGAAGAAUCGGCGAUAGAAAUUCAUACUGGCUCAAUCCA